Messenger RNA from Corticium candelabrum, 1197 nucleotides. RefSeq lists its product as uncharacterized. Lineage: Eukaryota; Metazoa; Porifera; Homoscleromorpha; Homosclerophorida; Plakinidae. The record is from RefSeq and is a predicted model, not a curated record. The transcript has 2 exons. The coding region runs from base 41 to 916 and encodes 291 amino acids.
UGUACUUUUGAAUUAUUACUUUUACUUCUUACUUCUUGAUAUGAUUCUGUCUGACGAAAUUGCAAAUAUUGACUACGGUCAGCGUGUUCAUCGUGUUGUAUUUCAAGGAAUUCUUCACAAACGCGUUUCACGGCCCACUUUCCCACAAUUUCGGGUUCCACGUUUAUUCAGGUGUUUUUUUGGUCAGACAAAGGCUUUCUUCUGUUGGCAUUGUCGCCACUGGAAACUCUACGACGAUGGCAUAUUCGUUUACUUUGAGUCUGAGAACAGCGAAAGACCACUCGGGGGAGUGAAACUCGGUAUGGCUGACAUGCCUCUCUCUAAAGAAAUGCAGCAGACGGUGACUAGUAACGUGUAUCCAGCACAGGUGGAUGUGCGAUGCCGUCUAACUGUUCCAUCUACGAAUAGAGUAUUACAUCUUUUUUCUGAGCAACCCGAAGAAUGUGCGAGGCUAAGGGAACAGAUAACAAUCAUUGUAAACAACAUCGGACAAAUUCAGUUAAAGCAAAUAACUGAAAUGGCUGUCGAAAGCCGAUUGUGCAAAACGAAUUCUAACGGAAGUCUUCUUGAUGAUUUUUCAGCGAUUGACGAUAAAAGAGCAAAAGACGAUGAUUGCACUUCUGAGUUUUCUUACGAUGAGGCGACCAUGGAGCAGCUUCGGCGUGAAAUGUUCAGUUGUGUUGAAACGGGCGUCGUAGAUGAAAAGAAGAGACAGUUUUGCGAAGAGAUUGGAAUUACAAUAAGUGAACUGAUGGCAGAUGAGAACACGCGGGCGAGUGAAGAGAUAGUCGCAGUGGAGAGUGGCGAUGAGGUGCCGGUGUCUUCAGGCGAUGUUGAGUUGACUGAGAACGUACAGUCGAAAAAAGAUGUAAAAGAAAUUUGCCGAAAAGGAAGCGAAGAACAAGGUUCGCCUUGACGACGCUCAAACUGAUGACUCUGAACUUUGAAGACAACGGAAGUGAAGCCCAUUGUAUUAGGGCUCUUGCCAUGCUGAUCUGUUUAUCCAAAGUCUACUAGCAAUCUGAACAAGAUAGAAUAGAAUAGUGGCUGACAUAAAAUUUGUAUACUGUACACUGCAUGUUCGAGCGGCCGCGGUGCUAACGGCUGCCACGGGUGUUUGUGUCAUCAUUUGACAGUCUAACAAGAAACUAUACCUAGUGUUAACUGUAGUAAGUACAAGCUAUGGUCGACCGUACA